Danio aesculapii is the source of this 4887-nucleotide messenger RNA. It is a transcript of the gene gabbr1b, whose product is annotated as gamma-aminobutyric acid (GABA) B receptor, 1b. The transcript is spliced from 25 exons. The coding region runs from base 729 to 3713 and encodes 994 amino acids. Gene Ontology annotation, biological process: G protein-coupled receptor signaling pathway; gamma-aminobutyric acid signaling pathway. NCBI's taxonomy places the organism in Eukaryota, Metazoa, Chordata, Actinopteri, Cypriniformes, Danionidae. Gene Ontology annotation, molecular function: G protein-coupled GABA receptor activity. Gene Ontology annotation, cellular component: membrane; G protein-coupled receptor heterodimeric complex. The record is from RefSeq and is a predicted model, not a curated record.
AGGCAGGAGAGGGAGGCUCCGUGAGCCGUCGUCGUCCGUCCGUGUGUAGCUGCCGUCUUGCUUUUUUGCCGAUAUUACAUCAUAUAUUUAUAUACAUUCAUCCCCGACAUGUUUCCACAGAGGAUACUCUCAUGAGCCGUUUAAUUGCCAUCGAUAUUUGGUAUUUGUUUUUUACCUGCAAGUCUUUUAGACGACGGAAUCAUGGCAAGUACAUCGGCGUCUGAUAUUGGUACGUUUUUCCGUUUGUAAACAGUAGUGUGUGAUGCUUUACGUGUAACACAACUCGUAAUUGCUUCUUUUCUCGUGUGCGCUUUGUCGUGUUUGUUGUCAUUGGUUGUAAUCGAGCAAUACAUUAACGCGAAGCACAACUGUAAAUCUUGGGUUUUCAAUUAUGGUUGUUUUGUAAUGUACAAACAUUCGACUGUUAUUUAAUUACCCGAUUAUCUAAAAAGCAAUCGUGCAAGGUGACUCUCGCACAUGUCGAAUCGCGACGCACGCAAUAUUAAUCGUACAAGAGCAAUUUCACGCGCAGAGAGACAGCUGAAGUUUAAUACGAAGCUGUGAGUAGUGAACGCCUAGCGCGAGCAAUUAAACGACCGUAUUUAUUUACCUGUCGUACGCACACGUACACACACGCACACACACACGUUGGCUUUAUCAAGCAUCCCUGAAGGAGCAUCUCUACUCGCACACCGUUCCCAAAAGAGCCUGCACGACGCAGUGGAAGGAUGGCACUCUCACUUAUUCUGCCGUUUCUCCUUGGGUCUUUCUCACUCACCAUGGCCUCACGUAAUAUAACUGCAGGUUGUGCUAUUAUUCGACCACCUAGAGAUGGAGGGAUCAGAUACAGAGGUCUGACCCAGGAACAGAUUCGCAGUGUCCAGGUGUUGCCGGUGGAUUAUGAAAUCGAGUACAUCUGCAGAGGAAGCAGAGUGAUUGUGGGACCAAAGGUCAGAAAGUGUUUACCUGACGGCACCUGGACCGACCUGAACCAGCGCAGCAAAUGCUUGCUGCCUUGUCCGCGUGUAUGGUCGUCUCUGGAGAAUGGCCGCGUGACAGUUCAUCCUCCAGGACCAGCAGUAGAGGGCACUAUACUUCAUUACAGCUGUCUGGAGGGUUUCAUACUGGUUGGCAGAAACAGCACACAGUGCAAUAAACUGGGCAAAUGGGACUCACCCAAACCGGUCUGCCACUAUGACAGACAUUAUACAGGCAAAAAGAAACUCUACAUCGGAGCCCUGUUCCCUAUGAGUGGCGGAUGGCCAGGUGGUCAAGCAUGUCUCCCUGCUGCCCAAAUGGCCCUGGAUCUGGUGAACAAGAGAACGGAUAUUCUUCCGGAUUAUGAGCUCGAAUUAAUCCACUAUGACAGUAUGUGUGAUCCUGGGGAGGCCACAAAGCUGCUGUAUGACCUGCUGUACACGGAGCCCAUAAAGAUCGUUCUGAUGCCCGGCUGCAGCUCUGUGUCCACACUGGUGGCCGAAGCCGCUCGCAUGUGGAACCUCAUAGUGUUGUCGUAUGGAUCCAGUUCUCCGGCUCUCUCCAACCGUCAGCGUUUUCCCACCUUCUUCCGCACACACCCCUCAGCCACACUGCACAACCCCACCCGCGUGCAGCUCUUCCAGAAGUGGAAGUGGACCAAGAUCGCCACCAUCCAGCAGACCACCGAGGUCUUCACAUCUACUCUGGAUGAUCUAGAGCAGAGGGUGAAGGAAGCAGGCAUUGAGAUCAGCGUGAGGCAAAGUUUCCUCACGGAUCCUGCUGUGGCCGUCAAGAAUCUCAAGAGGCAAGAUGCUCGCAUCAUUGUGGGGCUGUUUUACGAAACGGAAGCCAGGAAAGUGUUUUGUGAGGUCUAUAAGGAGAAGCUGUAUGGGAAAAAGUAUGUGUGGUUUCUGAUUGGCUGGUACGCUGACAACUGGUUCAAGAUCAAAGACCCAUCCAUCAACUGCACUGUCGAGCAGAUGACAGAAGCUGUGGAGGGACAUGUGACCACUGAGAUUGUCAUGCUCAACCCAGAGACAGUGAGAGGGGCCUCCAACCUGACCUCACAGGAGUUUCUAGCGCAGCUGAUGUCCAAGCUGGGCGGGAAGAAUCCAGAGGAGACCGGAGGAUUUCAGGAAGCUCCCCUGGCGUAUGAUGCAGUAUGGGCCCUGGCUCUGGCACUCAAUAAGACAGUGGGGCCCUUGAAGGCAAAGGGCCGCAGAUUGGAAGACUUUAAUUAUAAUAACAAGGACAUCACGGCGGAGAUCUACCGAGCCCUGAACACAAGCUCAUUCGAGGGUGUUUCGGGUCAUGUGGUGUUUGACGCCCAGGGCUCAAGGAUGGCUUGGACCCUCAUUGAACAACUGCAAGGAGGAAGUUACAAGAAGAUUGGAUACUACGAUAUGACCAAAGGCAAUCUCUCUUGGUAUGGGAAUGACAGGUGGAUAGGUUCUGGCCCACCCGCUGAUCAGACAGUGGUGAUUCAGAAGUUCAGAUAUCUGUCACAGAAACUCUUCGUCUCUGUGUCUGUUUUCGCUGGCUUGGGCAUUUUAAUGGGGAUUGUUUGCCUCACCUUUAACAUCUACAACAGCAAUGUCAGGUACAUUCAAAACUCGCAGCCCUACCUGAACAACAUGACCGCAGUGGGCUGCAUGAUGGCUCUAGCUGCUGUAUUUCCUCUGGGAAUUGAUGGGCUGCAUGUACGGAACUCUCAGUUUCCUGUGGUCUGUCAGUUUCGUUUGUGGCUGCUUGGACUAGGUUUUAGUUUGGCCUAUGGAAGUAUGUUUACGAAGAUCUGGUGGGUUCACACUGUGUUCACGAAGAAGGAUGAAAAGAAAGACAAGAGAAAGCAGCACCUGGAGCCCUGGAAGCUCUACGCCACCGUCGGGGUCCUGCUGGUAAUCGACAUCCUGUCUCUUAUGAUUUGGCAGAUCGUGGACCCCUUGCAUAUCACAGUCGAGAAGUUCACCAAAGAAGCUCCCAAAGGCGAUGUGGAUGAGUUGAUCGAGCCUCUGCUGCAGCACUGCAGUUCAGAGAAGAUGAACACAUGGCUUGGUGUCGUGUAUGGCUAUAAAGGUCUGCUGCUGCUUCUGGGUAUUUUCCUGGCGUAUGAAACCAAGUCUGUGUCCACUGAAAAAAUUAACGAUCAUCGAGCUGUUGGGAUGGCCAUCUACAACGUCUCGGUGUUGUGUAUGAUAACGGCUCCUGUCACCAUGAUUCUGUCCUCGAAACAGGACGCCUCAUUCGCCUUCGCAUCUCUGGCCAUUAUCUUCUCCGUCUACAUCACUCUGGUCGUUCUCUUCGUCCCCAAGAUGCGGAGACUCAUCACUCGAGGCGAAUGGCAGUCAGACCAGCAGGAGACGAUGAAGACGGGCUCAUCUACAAACAACAACGAUGAAGAGAAAUCCCGCCAGUUGGAGAGAGAGAACAAAGAGCUGCAGAAGAUCAUCCAGGAGAAAGAGGAGCGAGUAUCAGAGCUGAGAAACCAGCUGUCAGAGCGGCAGGCCCUGCGCUCCAGGAAGCGGCCCACCUCCAAUCAGAACCACAGCUCUCCAUCUAUUCCCAGUCCACAGAACGAUCCCAAAUCUCUCCUCCCGCCUCCAGGAUACCCGCUGCCUUCCUCCGACAACCACUCCUUCUCCAACUCCUCCCCCUUAUACCAGCCUGAUGGCAAGAUCAACCGCAACAACUGCCAUCCCGGACGCCUGCAGCUCCUCUACAAGUGUCAACACUGAUCUGGACCAUCUCGCAGAUGGAAACGGAAGAGGUGGAACAUCAGUAUACUACUGAAGACUAACCAUGUUCACAAACACAUGCUUGUCCAUAGCUCUUUUAUACAAGUACAGCGAUCUCAUUGUUCAUAAUUUUUGGAGAGAAAAAGCACACAUGCUAUCAAGUGGAGUAUGCUGAAUAUUGACUGUACGCUAAAAAAUGAAGUAUACUUUGAGUUUAAGUCUAAUACCAUCACAUCGUAUUAGCAUCUUUAGAAAAUGUGAUGAUGACAUGGUGCAUUUUUUUACAUUUACAUCUGAUUUUAUAUUACAUUUAACCUUUAUAUUUGAUCAAUAUAUCUGCGUCCGAAAUCACAUACUACUACUAUAAAUAGGUACUUUGCAACUUAGUAGUAUGAGUAGAAUUUGGACAUCCUACAUCUGCCAUUAUCACAUUUCUGAAUCAAGUGCAUCGCUUUACGCUCAUUCUUAAAUUUUCUUAAAGUAUCAAUUGAAUGCACUUCAGAAUCUUGCGAUAAGUAGUUGGUCAUCUUGCUUACUGUUUUUCAAAUACUAUGAAUUCAGACAUCCCAGCAGGCACAGGACAUCAACAUUACAUUAGAUUGAUGAUGUACCCCAACGUCGUGGGGACGUUGCAUUUUGUUUGGAAAUGAAAAUCGGGUUGACGUCCUAACAUCAGGCUGACGUCAGUGUCCAACAUCCAACCUAAAAUCAACCAAAUAUUAAUGUCUAAUCAUGUUACAGCUUAAUUUUGUGUGGAUGUUACCAUGAUGACACCAGACAAUAGAUUUUGGUUGUCAAACCUGACAAAUAAAUGUCAGUAUUUGACAUCAAUAUGACGUUGGUUUAAGAUGUUGGCUCGAUGUUGGAUUUUGGUCACUUUCCAACACAACCUAAAAUCAACCAAAUAUCAAUAUCUAAUGAUGUUACAGCUUGAUGUUGUGUGGACAUUACCAAUAUGGCAUCUAUCAGACAUUGGAUUUUGGUUGCCAUACCUAAUGAAUAAAUAUAAGUAAUUGACGUCUAUAUGACGUUGGUUUAAGAUGUUGGAUCGACGUGGGAUUUUUUUCACUUUCCCACACAAGCUAAAAUCAACCAAAUAUCAACGUCUAAUGAUAUUACAGCUUGAUGUUGUGUGGACGUUACCAAUAUGACGUCUAUCAGAUGUUGGAUUUUG